AUGACUGCCCCUCCAGCCGAGCGAUCAUCCCUCUUUGCUGCUCACCACAUGCAGUUCGCCUAUCCUUCGCCUGCAUCCACCGUUGACUCUGAUACGACCUUGCAUUGGAGCCCUAUGUCGCCACCACCCGAACCCAAAUCAUCGCGUUCGCGGAAGACCUCGAGUCUUUCGCCCACAGAGGCGCCAGCAAAGAAUGGAGGCUUCUGCUGGAUUGUCGGCCAAGCUCCCUCGGACUUCAAGACGAGAGACGCCAUGCACAUGGUGCGCCAAACCGCCAUGGUCAGCUACCUCAAGACGGGCAAGACGCAGGGCAGCGCAAAGUCACGAGCAGGCAGUGACGCUUCCGACGGAUCCCAAUCGGGCGGAGAGAGGCAGAGUCGCCCAAUCGCCGCAGCCAGGAAGAAGAGCAGCAGCCGGAAAAAGAAGCAGUCUCCUCCCCAGCAUUCGCCAAAAGGAGAGCCCCAGGAAGGCUCGAGUCCGGACACCCGGAUAGUAAAAGCAAAGUCGCUGCAGUCCGUCAUCCCUCAAACACCCAUAGUCGUUCCCUUGCAACCUGAAAUCCGCUAUCCCUUUGACGAGUUCCGCAUGCCGCCUCUGGUCUCAAUAGGCGUGAGCCUGGACCCUUUCCGCACCAUGUUCCAAUCGAAUGAUUCACGCGUUUCGGUAGAGAGGUUGAAGCACCACUGCAGAACCUACUUUGGCUCGCGGGGCCUGGGAAGACUGUGGAUCCCAAAGUGUCUCGAUCAUCACCAUACCUUUCUCAGCACCCUGUACAUGGCUGCCGCGCACGACGACACGAUAUAUGGUCGCGAAGUGGAGAGCCUCGAAACGGCAGCAUUGCGGCAGGACGUCAUCCAUCAUAUCGGUGCCAAUCUGACAGACCCGGAAAAAAUGGUAGAUGACAGCAACAUCAUUGCAGUCAGCCAACUCAUUCUCGGCGAAGUCAUUGGCCGCACAGAGACGAGUAUGGCUUUCCACCAGAACGGUAUUGAGCAGAUGAUUAAGCAGCGCGGUGGGCUCAACCAGCUGGGCAUGAAUGGUCUUCUAGCAUCCGCCGUAUCUUGGGCACAUCUGGCCACUGCUGUUCUCCGCGAAGGAACCCCGAGCCCCAUGUAUGUCGAAUACUGCGCUAGCAACUCGGUCAAGAGAUACCCUCUUCACGUCACCAUCCCGGAGUCGCCGCUCUACUGUCCCCACGGCAAGUUUGUGACGAUUGAAAGAUCAAAAGCCGUCAAAUACCAGCCCAACACGCUGAAGCUUCUAAACGACAUGCGGACCAUGAUUGGAGAUUUCCUCCGGGAAUCAAGGAAAGCACACUGGAACUCUGAAAAACUUACAGCAAUGUAUAACCGCAUCAGUCAAUACCAGCCUCUGCAACAAAUGUCCAAGGACCAUGUGUCGACAACCGAAGACUGGAAGUACGAAGCAAUCCGCAUAACUGCUAUUGUGCAGGCACACGCACUCGCCAAUCGAACACCAAUUUCCGAGGCUAUUCUACAUGCAUGUCCGACGAGAAGAUCGUCAUCCGCAAUCUACACACCAUCCCUGGCCUCGCAAUCCACCGAAUCGUUACCUUCGCCCCUCGACAUCUCCUACAGCACGCCAGUGACCGAGUACUCCACAAGCCCAUCCUACAGCACCUCGUUCCGCACCAGCUUUUCCAGCCAACACUCCGGUUUUCCCUUCUCACAGCACCGCUCUUCAGACGCGUCCACACACUCCCAAUACCCGGUCUUCUCUUCCCAAGCAUCCACAUCCGCAUCCACAUGCACAUCAUCAGAAACACAGCGCCAGCACCAACGCCGCUUCACCACGCUUUCAGACGUCAAAGACGCGCUGGAAAAAUCAAACCUAUCCUACUGCUGGGGCGACAUGGCCGGCGUGCUCCUCUGGAUCGGCCUCGUCAUGGGCGCCGCAAGCUACCACGAAACCCACAAGCCCACGCGCCGCUACUUUUCCGCCCUCACCAUCCGCGCCUGCAUCAUGCUCUGCUUCGAGCACCCCCAGGCUAUGCAUGCCACCAUGCUGCAGAUGACGCAGGUCGUUGAGGCCCUCGGCGCCACCUCGAACGAUUCUGCCACCGCUGCGCAGCUCGUCAGGAGAGAUGUGGACGCGCCGAGGAAACGCAGUAGACCGGCGUGA
Exserohilum turcica Et28A is the source of this 2142-nucleotide messenger RNA. RefSeq lists its product as uncharacterized. The record is from RefSeq and is a predicted model, not a curated record. The transcript has 2 exons. Lineage: Eukaryota; Fungi; Ascomycota; Dothideomycetes; Pleosporales; Pleosporaceae. The coding region runs from base 1 to 2142 and encodes 713 amino acids.